GCGCGGGACCGGCGCUCGGCGCGGUGCGGGCCGCCCCGGCGAGGAGUGAGGGAGUCGCGAUCUUCGUGGCCGCGAUACCGCGUGGGUCGGAAUGAGAGGAGAGCACAGCUCGUGCGCUGCGCUCCUUCCCCGACAAUCGGGACGACAGCCGCCUGCCUGGACCAUCCCCUACAUGCUCGGGAAGGGGUGGGAUGCGGACAGCACGCCCCACGGCCCAGGGAGUCUCCACCCCUUCGAGCAGCGAUAAAAGUAGGACAGCGAGAUCAGAGCAGAGACACAGGAAACACAAACCCGGACUUGUCUGGAAAGAAAAUCGUCAAGAGAAUACAGGAGAGAAAAAGCAAAAAGUUUCCUUCAGGUGUGAAAGAGUGUGCUUUAGCUUAUCAAGUUUCUGAGUUCAUCAAGUAAAAGCAUAUCUGGAUCCAGCCCGCCAGUUACCCCAGGAAGACCAGGACACUUAGACCAGACAGCUGAGAAGCGACACGUUGAAAACAUAAUUUGAGACUUAGAGCUGAUGUGGAAAACACUCAGAAUGGAAGGCAAGCUCCCCUGUCUCCUUGUGCUGGUGGAAGCAAUCAUGACUGCCCAGUGCCAGGGCUUACACAUUCGUUUCAAACGAGGAGCCAGAUCUAGAGCCAUUUGCACAGAUAAUUCAUCUGCAGAAAUUUACCAACACAGGGGGACCUGGCUGAGGCUUUCAGGGAGCAGAAUAGAAUACUGUAGGUGCGACAGUGGUCGGAGUCACUGCCACACUGUGCCUGUCAGAGCCUGUACUAGAAAUAAAUGCUACAAUGGGGGCCAGUGUUCACAGGCAUAUUAUUCCCCACAGCUCUUCAUCUGCCAGUGCCACCAAGGUUUCUCAGGGAAGCAGUGUGAAAUAGAUACUGAAGUUAAAUGCUACAAAGACACUGGAGUAACAUAUAGGGGUACCUGGAGCGUGACAGAGAGUGGAACUGAAUGUUUAAAUUGGAAUAGCAAUGGCCUGGUGGACUGGAUGUACAGUGGCCAAAGACAGGAUGCUGCUGAGCUGGGAUUGGGCAAUCACAACUAUUGCAGAAACCCAGAUAAGGAUUCCAGACCUUGGUGCUAUAUCUACAAAGGGGGAAGGUACACCUGGGAACACUGCAGUGUGCCCUCCUGUUCAAAAGUUAGGAACAUCAACUGCAGAUCUGGAAGAGGCAGAGAUUACCGUGGCAGCCACAGUGUUACCAGUUCUGGAGCUACCUGUUUGAAGUGGAAUUCUCGAAUCCUUGUUAACAAGCUAUAUACUGCUUGGAGAAGAGAUGCCUACCAGUUGGGCCUUGGUAGUCACAAUUUCUGCAGGAAUCCUGAUAAUGACAGCAAGCCCUGGUGCCAUGUCCUGAAAGGAAAUCAGCUCACAUGGGAGUACUGCAAUGUACCUACUUGCUCCACCUGUGGCUUACGGCAGCGCAGAGUACGCCAGUACAGGAUUAAAGGUGGUUCCUACGCCGACAUUGCAGCUCACCCAUGGCAAGCUGCCAUCUUUGUGAAAUAUCACCGAGUGCCUGGAGAGCACUUCCUCUGUGGAGGAAUUCUGAUCAGUUCCUGCUGGGUUUUGUCAGCUGCUCACUGUUUUGAGGAAGGCUUUAGUACAAAUCAGCUGAAGAUUGUGCUCGGUAGGACUUCCCGAGCAACUCCCGAGGAAAACGAACAGAAGUUUCAAGUGAAGAACUACACUGUGCAUCAGAGAUUUGACUCAGAAAAUUUCAACAAUGAUAUAGCUCUGUUGCAGUUGAAGUCAGAUGCAGAAGACUGUGCUGUUGAAACAGACACUGUACGUGCUGCCUGCCUCCCCAUGCCAGAGAUGCAGCUGCCUGACUGGACUGAAUGUGAGAUCUCUGGUUAUGGCAGAAAUGAAGAAUUUUCUCCGUUCUAUUCAGAGCAUCUGAAGGAAGGCCAUGUCAGAUUGUUCCCAGCCAGUCGGUGCACAGCACAGUAUCUAGACAACCGGACAGUUACAGACAAUAUGUUAUGUGCAGGAGACACAAGGCACCUUGAUGAUGCCUGCAAGGGUGACUCUGGAGGGCCUCUGGUCUGUAUGAAGGAUGAUCGUAUGUAUCUGAUUGGAAUCAUCAGCUGGGGAAUAGGUUGUGGCCGCAAAGACAUACCUGGUGUUUAUACAAAUGUGAAUCGUUAUCUCGACUGGAUUCGCGACACCAUGAAACUCUGAGAAAGAAAGAUGAACCUUUUGCAGUCUUGCAACCGUGCCCUCACAGCUUCCUUAGGGUGCUUUAAGUAUGCUGACAGGGCUUCCUGUUUGUCCAGAUGCUUUUGAUUUCUAGUACAACAGGAAGACAAACUGCACAAAUGUGUGUGAAACACACACACAAAUGUGUGUGAAGGGCAUGUUCUCAAAAUACUCUCCUUUCCUUAUUACAGGUUAUUAGAAGCUAAUCUCCUUUCCCCCAGCAUCACCAAACUUUCACCUUGCAUUAAAUCACAUAAGUACAAUAAAAAAAUUAAUUCUGGCCCUGAGUGAAUAAACCAGGAGAGAACAUCAUGAAUUUCUUUAGCAGCUAUAUUGUUUUAGGAAGGGGUGUGAACUGAAGGGGUUAUUUAAUUUCCUGAAAACUUCAUCUCCCUCCUUACUUGGCUGUACAACUGAAGACAUUAAGCUCUGUCCUUGUAUCAUUUGAAUUUGCUAAUUUAAGCUGGUUUCAAGAGAAGAAAUUGUUUCCAAUAGAAAGAACAAAAGCUGCAGGCAUGGGCUGCUUGUUUCCAGAUCAAUAUACUACUCGCUUCUUCAGUUUGGAACCAAUUAAUUAACUGAGUUUGAGCUCAAACUCUGUGAGCAAAUUCAGGAUGGGGCAUGCUUAUUAGGACAUUUUAUUCUUUCACUUGGUUUUGCUCCUGGUAAUGGAAUGGUUAAAAAUUGUAACACUAGCCGGAUCUGCCACAGAGUCAAUGCAUAUUUUUGACUAUUAAAUUUCUAUGCAUUAUCGUCUGAUAUGAAGCAAAAGCUCUCUCUUCUGUGCAGCAGGGCAAAAUAAAGGACAAGUGUAUUGGUAGCUGUUUUAAGUGCCUGCUAGAUUAUAUCCACAACUAAAGGCCAAAUCAGAUAUCACUAGGCUGCCUUUGUCUUUUACUGGAAGACAGGACAGGUACAACCAAGCCACCAUGAACCAGAAUCCCAAGAAUCACCAUUACUUUCUUGCACUACAGCUGCCACAUGAUGCUAAGUGCCAUCUAUGCACAUCCUAAGAGUGAAGCCGCUCUGAGAGCUUCUCUUUUGUCCCACUGUUUUGUAAAGAGAAAACAGGUGUAACUACUAUUUUAUAAAUUAGCCUGUUGUAUUUGGGAAAUUCAAAACAUUGUAACUCAAAAUGUUUACUCUCACAGUUUUUAAGGAGCUCUCUAUUAACCGACUAGCACAACAACUACUCAGAUAAAGAAUCUAAGCAGGUAUAGAAAGAGAGAUUUGGUAAGAUGGCCAUUACUCUCUUGUAAAUGGCAACUUUACAAAUGGUCUGUGAGUUUCUAGCUGAUGGCUUAGAAAUUGACCUCAGAGAUCUUCUCUAAUGGCCUCAAAGGAGCAAUGGUCAAAGUCUGGUUAGCUUCAGCAACAAGUCUCAUAUUCCAGCCAGUCGAAGGAGAAAGUAUGUUUUUUAAUGAAGAGUCACGGUUCAGGUUUUUGGUGUGAUUUUCUUGUUGCUGUUGCUAGUUUUAUUUUAUUAUUAACAUUGGGAAAAAUACAAAUUAAUUUCCCUUCAUUUCCCUUAAGCCCACUUCCAAGCACUCUUGUGCCUCACUGUCUUGGCAUUCCCAAGCCUGCCAAUACCUGCAGCCUGUAAAACAGUCUAAAGUAUUUAACUGAGGAACACAAGUCAGAGUCCCCAGAAAGGCAACUUCUGUUUUGCAGUUCAAACAAUCUAUUAAAUAUUUGAGCUCGAUGCAAUCUAACAGCCACUAACAAAAUGUAACUGAACCACACCUAACACAGAUCUCUUUUUAAAAAACAGAACCUACAAAAAUGUAAGCUGCAGAGAACAGUUUUACCUCACAGCUAUUACCAAUUCCUGGAAAAUACCAUGACAUGAAAUAUCCAAGUUGACAAAGAAUGCUAGAUAAGCCCUAGCUGCCAUCUCUGCACUUGUUCAUUCCUUUCAUCCUGGUCUGUCUUCUGAGACAUCUCUGUAGCUGACUAAAACGACAGCCCAGAAUCAACCCCAAAGUUUUACAAAUGGUUCUUUAUCCUUAAUUUUGUAAUAGAUCCUUAAUCUGGGAGAUUUACCAAAUCCUUCUCCAAUAGCUAGCAUCUAGUAUUCUCCAGCCUUACUUUAACUUGCAUUUCAUUUCUCAGAAGUUGCUGCCAGCUAGCUCAGUGCCUUUAACUGCCCUUCUCUGGCUUCUUAACCCAUCACAUCCUUCCCUGAUUUAAAAAAAAAAAAAAAAAAAAAA
This is a messenger RNA of Hirundo rustica (Barn swallow), 4419 nucleotides long. It is a transcript of the gene PLAT, whose product is annotated as plasminogen activator, tissue type. Gene Ontology annotation, molecular function: serine-type endopeptidase activity. Lineage: Eukaryota; Metazoa; Chordata; Aves; Passeriformes; Hirundinidae. The transcript has 16 exons. Bases 515 to 2191 code for a protein of 558 amino acids. Gene Ontology annotation, biological process: plasminogen activation; smooth muscle cell migration. Gene Ontology annotation, cellular component: extracellular region. The record is from RefSeq and is a predicted model, not a curated record.